Molecule: messenger RNA, 1038 nt
Organism: Westerdykella ornata
Lineage: Eukaryota; Fungi; Ascomycota; Dothideomycetes; Pleosporales; Sporormiaceae
Exons: 1
Source: RefSeq, a predicted model, not a curated record
AUUCGGGAAGACCGCGUGGAAGAAGCCCAUUGCAAAACCUUUUCCUGGAUUCUGGACAAUGACGAUCUACAAGCGAAUGACUGCAGAGUCAAGUUUUGCAGAUGGCUACGGUCCCACAACCCGAACGAGAACUUUUUCUGGAUUAUGGGGAAGCCAGGAGCUGGAAAGAGUACGCUUAUGAAAUUUCUCGCCAACAACGCCCGCAUCCCUGAAUUGCUGAGCGACUGGGUUGGGGAUGGCAAGCUCCUUAUAUGCAAGCAUUACUUCUGGAAAAGCGAGAAUUCCCCACUACAGAAGUCGCUCAUUGGUCUCUUGCGGUCUAUUCUACUCCAAAUACUGAGGGAAUACCCCGAGAUGAUCGAUCAUGCAUUUCCGAGCCAUGAGAAGGACUGUAUGAUUGGCGGCGACGCAUUCGAGUUCUCCCGGACUUCUCUCGUUCAAGCUCUUGAGCGCGUAUUGCAAGAUAUACAAAGUAUCAGACUGCGUCUGUGUAUCUUCAUUGACGGUCUCGAUGAAUGCGACAGCUUGGAUGCUCAUCCUGACUCAGUGAUGAAAGAAUGGAAACUCAUCAGGUUCCUCAAGAUCUUUGAGGAUAACCCAUUUGUGAAAGUCUGCGUAUCAAGCCGCCCAUGGCAACCAUUUGAGUGUACACUCGGUGAAAGGCCGGAGCUUUUGAUUCGCAUCCAUGAGCUUACACAAGGCGACAUAGCGACCUACGUACUGGAGACAUUCAGCAGUAAUGUUAUGUUUCAAAGACUUGCAGAAGAGGACGACACUUAUCACGGCCUUAUCAACGAGAUUGUAGAGGCAUCGCAAGGAGUCUUCUUAUGGGUUCGAAUUGUUUGCCAAACUCUCCUUGAAGGAAUCACCAAUGCGGAUCGCAUAUGCGACUUGCAACGGGAGCUACGACGCCUUCCGGAUGAGCUCAACAAACUCUACGAUCAUAUUUUGGAAAGCAUCAACCCCUCACAUUAUGAGAUCUCGGCCCGGGUACUACUUGUACUAUCCCGAAAUCUCGAGCUCGGACAUAUGCCUCUC